Messenger RNA from Manis javanica (Malayan pangolin), 13026 nucleotides. Lineage: Eukaryota; Metazoa; Chordata; Mammalia; Pholidota; Manidae. The record is from RefSeq and is a predicted model, not a curated record.
CGGGCCUCGGGGGCCGAGCUCGCCUGCGCGCGGCCGCCCAGCCGCAGCGCCAGAGCCGCGGACCCGGCGCCGAGCGCGGCAGACGUGCACUCGCGCAACCCGCGCCGCGAUGGGACACCUGUGGCUCUUGGGAUCCUGGGGCCUCUGGGGGCUGCUCCUGUGCGCCGCGGACCCCGACCCAGAUGGCUCCAAAAUAAUUCCCAAAGUCACAGAAAUAAUACCUAAAUAUGGCAGCAUAAAUGGAGCAACAAGGCUGACUAUCAAAGGAGAAGGUUUUGCUCAAGCAAACCAGUUUAACUAUGGAGUUGAUAAUGCUGAGUUGGGAAACAGUGUGCAAUUAGUUUCUUCUUUUCAGUCAAUUUCUUGUGAUGUAGAAAAAGAUGCAAGUCAUUCAACUCAAAUUACAUGCUAUACUAGAGCAAUGCCAGAAGAUUCCUAUACUGUUAGGGUCACUGUGGAUGGAGUUCCUAUUACAGAAAACAAUACCUGCAGAGGUCACAUCAAUAGCUGGGCAUGCAGCUUCAAUGCAAAAAGUUUCAGAACCCCGACAAUAAGAAGCAUAACACCUUUAUCGGGAACUCCAGGUACCCUAAUAACAAUCCAAGGCAGACUCUUCACUGAUGUCUAUGGAAGUAAUACUGCACUGAGCUCAAAUGGGAAGAAUGUUAGAAUUUUGAGAGUUUAUAUUGGAGGAAUGCCCUGUGAGCUUCUCAUACCACAAUCUGACAAUUUGUUUGGUCUAAAACUAGAUCAUCCAAAUGGAGACAUGGGGUCCAUGAUAUGUAAGACAACAGGAACUUACAUUGGUCAUCACAAUGUCAGCUUCAUCUUAGAUAGUGAUUAUGGAAGGAGUUUCCCACAAAAAAUGGCAUAUUUUGUUUCUUCUCUGAAUAAAAUCUCGAUGUUUCAAACAUAUGCAGAGGUCACCAUGAUUUCACCUUCGGAAGGAAGCACUCAGGGAGGCACCAUGCUAACAAUAAGUGGACGGUUCUUUGAUCAGACAGAUUUCCCAGUCAGAGUUCUAGUUGGAGGUCAACGCUGUGAUAUUUUGAAUGUCACAGAAAACAGCAUUUGUUGCAAGACACCCCCUAAACCUGAUAUUCUCAGAACUGUAUAUCCAGGUGGGAGAGGCCUAAAGCUCGAGGUAUGGAAUAAUAGCCGGCCAGUACAUCUUGAAGAGAUACUUGAAUACAAUGAAAAAACACCAGGGUACAUGGGUGCCAGCUGGGUAGAUUCAGCUUCCUACAUUUGGCCCAUGGAGCAAGACACAUUUGCUGCACGGUUCAGUGGAUUUUUGGUGGCUCCAGAUUCUGAUGUUUAUAGAUUUUACAUCAAAGGUGAUGACCGUUACGCUGUUUAUUUCAGCCAGACUGGCCUUCCAGAAGAUAAGGUGAGGAUUGCAUAUCAUUCUUCCACUGCCAACAGUUAUUUUUCCAGUCCAACACAAAGAUCAGAUGAGAUUCAUCUUCAGAAAGGAAAAGAAUAUUAUAUUGAAAUCUUGCUGCAAGAGUAUAGAUUAAGUGCUUUUGUUGAGGUUGGACUGUACCAGCAUAGAAGUGUCUAUACUGAACAACAAACAGAAGACUCAGUAAAUGAAGAACAAGUUAUCAAAUCCCAGUCAACAUCUGUUCAGGAAAUACAGGUUAUAACAUUGGAAAACUGGGAAACAAUGAAUGCAACGAGUGAAGUUCAGAAAAUCACGGUAACCAGCCCGUGUGUGGAAGCUGAUUCAUGUUCACUUUACCAGUAUAGAUUGAUCCAUAACAUGGAAAAAACUGUCUUGCUACCUGCUGAUGCUUCUGACUUCAUACUGCAAUCAGCCUUAAAUGAUCUUUGGUCUAUUAAACCGGAUACAGUUCGAGUAAUAAGAACACAAACCCCCCAAAGCUAUGUUUACAUGGUAACCUUUAUAUCAACUAGAGGAGACUUUGAUCUGCUCGGUUAUGAAGUAUUUGAGGGGAGUAAUGUCACACUGGAUAUUACAGAACAAACUAAAGGAAAACCCAGUUUGGACACAUUCACACUGACUUGGGAUGGGAUCACUGCUAAGCCUCUUACCCCAUGGUCAUCAGAAGCCGAAUUUCAGGCAGCAGUGGAAGAAAUGGUUACAGCCAAGUGUCCACCACAAAUUGCAAAUUUUGAAGAAGGACCUGUUGUGAAAUACUUCAGAGACUAUGAAAAUGAUUUUAACCUGGGACCUAUUAGAGGACAGAAGACGGCUGAAACUGAUGCUUUCUGUGGUCGUUACUCCCUGAAAAACCCAGCUGUUCUUUUUGACUCAGCAGAUGUUAAACCAAAUGGACGACCAUAUGGAGACAUUUUAUUAUUUCCUUAUAAUCAGUUAUGUCUUGCUUACAAAGGAUUCCUGGCAAAUUAUAUUGCUGUAAAAUUUCAAUACCAAGACAAAAGCAAGAUUACUAGAAGCACUGAUAUACGAUUUACAUAUAACUUUGCUUAUGGAAACAACUGGACCUACACUUGUAUAGACCUCCUGGACCUCAUACAAACCAAAUGCACUGGGACAAACUUUUCCCUUCAAAGGAUUAGUUUACAGAAAGCAUCAGAAUCACAGUCUUUCUAUGUAGAUACAGUAUACAUUGGAGAGACAUCUACAAUUCCAACAUGGGAUGAAAUGCCAAAGAGAAGACUUCCAGCACUAGCAAAUAAAGGAAUAUUUUUAAAGCACUUCAUGGUGAAUCAGACUAAAAUUAAUGGAUUAAGUAUGAGCAACCAAUAUUCUGUCACCAUGACUUCAUUCAAUUGCAGUUAUAAUAUACCCCUGAUGACUGUGAGUUUUGCGAAGAUAAUCACAAAUGAGACUGAGAAUGAGUCUGUUUACAGAGGAAAUAAUUGGCCAGGGGAGUCAAAGAUUCGUAUUCAAAGAGUUCAAGCAGCGUCUCCACCUCUGAGUGGCAGCUUUGACAUUCAAGCUUCUGGACGUAUUCUCAAAGGCCUCCCAGCUGCUGUGUCAGCUGCAGAUUUACAGUUUGCUCUCCGGAGUCUGGAGGAAGUGGGACAAGUCUCAGUUACACGAGAAGGAACCUGUGCUGGAUAUUCAUGGAACAUCAAGUGGAGGAGCAAAUGUGGAAAGCAGAAUCUUCUACAGGUGAAUGAUUCCAACAUCUUUGGAGAAAAGGCUAACAUGACAGUUAUAAAGAUAAAGGAAGGUGGCUUAUUCAGACAACGCAUACUUGGAGACCUACUUCGUACACCCAGCCAAAAGCCACAGGUUGAAGUCUUUGUCAAUGGAAUUCCAACUAAAUGUUCAGGUGACUGUGGGUUUACCUGGGAUCCCAUGACUACUCCCCUAAUCUGGGCCAUGAGCCCUUCUCAAGGGUCCUAUGAAGAAAGCACAAUUCUAACCAUAUUAGGCUCUGGAUUUUUUCCUAGUUCAGCAGUAUCAGUCUCUGUUGGACCAGUAGGUUGUUCUCUUCUUUCUGUGGAUGAAAAUGAAAUCAAGUGCCAGAUUCUGAAUGGAAGUGCUGGACAUUUCCCAGUUGCAGUGUCCAUAGCUGAUGUUGGACUAGCCCGGAAUAUAGAGGGUGAGGUAUUCCACUUCACUUAUCAGAGCCAGAUCUCGCACAUCCAGCCUGCUUCUGGAAGUCUAGCAGGUGGUACUCUUCUAACUUUAUCUGGAUUUGGCUUUAAUGAAACUUCAAAAGUAUUAAUUGGAAAUGAAACCUGCAAUGUGAUUGAAGUGAAUUUGAGUAAGAUAACCUGCAGAACACCUAAAAGAAUUGAGGGCACAGUUGAUAUUUCAGUUAUUACCAAUGGAUAUCAAGCUAUCACAAAGGAUGCUUAUAGUUAUAAUUGUUUACAGACUCCAGUUAUAACUGAUUUUAGUCCAAAAGUACGGACAGUAUUAGGAGAAGUUAAUUUAACAAUUAAGGGUUACAACUUUGGAAAUGAGCUCACACAAAAUGUGGAAGUAUAUGUUGGAGGAAAACCCUGCCAGAUCCUUCAUUGGAACUUCACAGGCAUUAGAUGCCUUUUGCCCAAGUUGUCUCCUGGAAAACAUGGUAUCUAUGUAGAAGUCAGAAACUGGGGUUUUGCAUCAACAAGAGACAAGUUAAAUGCUUCUGUAUGGUAUAUUUUGGAAGUGACCAACAUGUUUCCACAGAGAGGCUCUUUAUAUGGUGGAACUGAAAUCACUAUAAUGGGCUUGGGGUUCAGCCCGAUACCAGCUGAGAACGUGGUGCUGCUGGGGUCCUUCCCUUGCAAUGUGACAUUAUCAUCAGAAAAUGUCAUAAAAUGUAUUCUUCAUUCAACAGGAAAUGUGUUCAGGGUUACCAACAAUGGGAAAGAUUCAGUACAUGGAUUAGGUUAUGCCUGGUCACCGUCGGUCUUAAAUGUAUCUGUGGGAGACACAGUGACAUGGCACUGGCAAGCACACCCAUUUCUUAGGGGAAUAGGAUACAGCGUUUUUUCUGUCUCCAGUCCUGGAAGUGUAAUUUAUGAUGGCAAAGGAUUUACAAAUGGAAGAGAAAAAACUGCAUCAGGUUCAUUUUCUUACCAAUUUACUUCACCUGGAAUCCAUUAUUAUAGCAGUGGGUCUGUUGAUGAAGCUCACUCCAUUUUUCUCCAAGGAGUCAUUAAUGUUUGGCCUGCUGAAUCCAGGCACAUUCCCCUGCGCCUGUUUGUGGGUGGCACUGAAGCCACAUAUGCCCAAGGAGGACCAGUGAGUUUGCACUUGGGAAGCUCUGUGGAAGGCUGCCUAGCAACAGAACCCCCAUGUGGCCCGAAUAAUACCGAGCUUAAAUAUUCACAUAGAUUUCUUUUUGAGCUUUCAAGUUGUUUUUCACCAUCUAUAAGCAACAUUAGUCCAUCUACCGGAACACUCACUGAAUUGGUAACAAUUACGGGGUGUGGCUUCAGUAACUUCUCAUGUGCUAAUAAGGUUACAAUUGGUAACUACCCCUGUGUUGUAGAAGAAAGUAGUAACACUUCCAUUAUGUGUCGUAUUGACCCUCAAAACUCAAUGGAUGUUGGUCUCAGAGAAAUCGUCACAUUAACUGUCUACAACUUGGGUACUGCAAUCAACACACAGUCCACUGAAUUUGAGAGGCGAUUUGUACUUUUGCCAAACAUUGACAUGGUGUUGCCAAAUGCAGGGUCAACUACAGGAAUGACAAAAGUGACCAUAAAAGGCUCUGGGUUUGGCGUUUCCUCUGCAGGUGUGCAAGUCCUUAUGGGCCAUUUUCCAUGUAGAGUCCUGUCAGUAAAUUACACAGCCAUCGAAUGCGAAACAUUUCCUGCUCCCCAGCAGCUUGUGGAAGUAGGUCUUCUGAUACAUGGAGUGCCUGCCCAGUGUCAGGGGAACUGCAGCUUUUCAUAUUUAGAAAACAUCACUGCUUUUAUAACAAGAAUUUCCUCAAAUUCUAUCAAAGAUUCUGUAAAAGUUCUCAUUGAAGGAGAAGGUUUUGGCACCGUCUUGGAAGACAUUGCUGUUUUCAUUGGAAACCAACAGUUCAGAGCAGUGGGUGUUAAUGAAAAGAACAUCACUGUUCUUGUGACUCCUCUCCCGGCUGGACUGCACGCUCUCCAAGUUGUGGUGGGAACCAAAGGCUUGGCUCUGGGGAACCUCACUGUCAGCAGCCCUGCGGAAGCAUCUGUCACACCGACUUCGGGAAGCCUUGGGGGUGGAACUACUUUGGUGAUCACAGGAAAUGGCUUCUAUCCAGGCAACACCACAGUCAUUGUUGGGGAUGAACCUUGUCAAAUUAUUUCUGUCAACUCCAGUGAAGUUCACUGCUGUACCCCAGCAGGGACAGCUGGAAACGUCAGUGUGGAAAUCUUUGUUAAUGCAGUCGCUUACCCACCUCUGUCAUUUACAUAUGCCUUUGAAAAAACUCCACUUCUCAGAGGAAUUGUCCCGAGUACAGGUCCACCUGGAACCAAAAUUAAGAUCACUGGAUCUAAUUUUGGUAUUGAUAUCUUGGAUAUUUCAGUGACGAUAAACAACAGCCAGUGUAAUGUGACCAUGGUCAGUGAUAGUGCAUUACAGUGCAUCACUGGAGAUCACGCUGGUGGCACUUUUCCUGUUAUGUUGCAUCAUAAGACAAAAGGCUCUGCGGUGUCCACAGUAGCAUUUGAGUACCCUCUUACCAUUCACAGUGUUCACCCAAGCCAAGGGAGCUUCGGUGGUGGUCAAACCAUGACUGUGACGGGCACUGGGUUCAAUCCACAAAAUUCAGUUGUAAUAGUGUGUGACUCAGAAUGUGCAGUCAAUAGGCUUAAAUCUGAUUACACAACAUUAUUAUGUGAAACUCCACCUAAUAAUGGCGGGGGCCCUGAGCAAGCCUGUGAAGUGCGAGUGGCCAACGGGAAGGAUGUGUCACAGUCCACAACUCCUUUUAUGUACACUGAGUCACUGACUCCGCUCAUCAAGGAAGUAUCUCCCAAGAGAGGCAGCACGGCGGGGGGCACCAGACUCACAGUCAGGGGAUCGGGCUUCAGUGAAAAUAUACAGAAUGUUCUUGUCACCAUUGCUGAAUCCAAAUGUGAUGUUGAAUAUUCCAACAAGACAUACAUCAUCUGCAUGACAAACACCCACACUCCUUCAGGGUGGGCUCCAGUGAAGGUCAACAUCAGAAGAAUUGGCAUGGCCAAACUGAAUAAUGCUGACUUCCUAUACGUUGAUGCUUGGUCCUCCAACUUCUCCUGGGGAGGAGAAUCUCCCCCAGAGGAAGGGUCACUCGUUGUUAUUACAAAAGGACAGAUAAUUUUGCUGGAUCAAAACACCCCUAUUCUGAAAAUGUUGCUUAUUCAGGGUGGAACUCUAAUAUUUGAUGAAGCUGACAUUGAGCUCCAGGCAGAAAAUAUUCUAAUUACAGAUGGAGGCAUUCUUCAGAUUGGGACUGAAGCAUCCCCCUUUCAACACAAGGCAGUCAUUACCUUGCACGGGCACCUGCGGUCUCCUGAGCUCCCAGUAUAUGGCGCCAAAACGCUGGCCGUGAGAGAGGGAAUCCUGGAUCUGCACGGUAAUGCCGCUGAAAGGGCUCUGGGAAUUUGGUCCGGAAGACACCCACCAGGAAACCAGAGACACACUGAUUUUGAUCUUCAUGAAAGCUUUCCCAGUACCCUUCUGACUAUCAGCAUUCUUCACUUCUUGCAUAUCACCAAGUUCACUGGACACAGUCAACACGAGAAUGAGAAAAGGACCAUUGCAUCUGUGUCUGCAGAUGGUAUAAACGUAACACUAACUCAUCCACUGAAUUACACGCACUUAGGAGUCACUGUCACACUCCCUGAUGGAACUCAGUUUGAAGCAAGGGCAGAAGUUGGAAUUCUUACCAGAAACAUUUUAAUAAAAGGAUCUAAUAAUGUGGAGUGGAAUAACAAAAUUCCAGCAUGUCCUGAUGGAUUUGACACAGGUGAAUUUGCCACACAGACUUGUCUCCAAGGAAAGUUCGGGGAAGAAAUAGGGAGUGACCAGUUUGGAGGCUGCAUGAUGUUUCAUGCACCUAUUCCUGGUGCUGACAUGGUGACUGGAAGAAUAGAAUAUGUAGAGAUAUUCCAUGCUGGCCAGGCUUUCCGGUUGGGGCGAUAUCCAAUACAUUGGCACCUGCUUGGAGAUUUACACUUUAAAUCUUAUAUAAGAGGCUGUGCAAUUCACCAGGCCUAUAACAGAGCUGUUACUAUCCAUAACACACAUCACCUUCUGGUGGAGAGGAAUAUUAUAUAUGAUAUCAAGGGAGGAGCAUUUUUUAUUAUAUAUGAUAUCAAGGGAGGAGCAUUUUUUAUAGAAGAUGGUAUUGAACAUGGCAAUAUCCUGCAAUAUAACUUGGCAGUAUUUGUACAGCAGAGUACUAGUCUUCUGAAUGAUGAUGUGACUCCGGCUGCAUUUUGGGUAACUAACCCAAACAACACCAUUCGACACAAUGCAGCUGCUGGUGGCACACACUUUGGCUUUUGGUACCGAAUGAACGAUCACCCUGAUGGGCCAUCUUAUGACCAAAACAUUUGCCAAAAAAGAGUUCCUCUUGGAGAAUUCUUUAACAACACUGUUCAUUCUCAAGGCUGGUUUGGAUUGUGGAUAUUUGAAGAAUAUUUCCCCAUGCAAACAGGAUCUUGUACUUCUACAGCACCCGUGCCUGCCAUAUUUAAUUCACUUACUACUUGGAACUGUCAAAAAGGAGCUGAAUGGGUCAAUGGAGGUGCCCUUCAGUUCCAUAACUUUGUGAUGGUAAAUAAUUAUGAGUCUGGAAUUGAGACCAAGAGAAUCCUGGCUCCUUACAUCAGAGGAUGGGGUGAAACAAGUGGAGCAGUGAUUAAAAAUGCCAAGAUAGUUGGUCAUCUUGAUGAAUUGGGAAUGGGGCCUGCAUUUUGCACAAGGAAAGGCCUAGUUCUCCCAUUUAGUGAAGGCUUGACUGUAUCUUCUGUACACUUUAUGAACUUUGACCGUCCCAACUGUGCAGCCUUGGGAGUGACAUCUAUUACUGGAGUGUGUAAUGACAGAUGUGGAGGCUGGAGUGCAAAAUUUGAUGAUAUCUUGUAUUUUCACACACCAAACAAAGCUGGCUUUCGAUGGGAGCAUGAAGUGGUCCUGAUUGAUGUUGAUGGUUCACUUACAGGUCACAAAGGACACACAGUCAUCCCACACAGCUCACUGCUGGACCCUGCUCACUGCACCCCAGAUGCCGAGUGGAGCCUCGGGUUUCCCGGGUCUGUCUGUGAUGCCUCAGUCAGCGUCCACCGUUUAGCAUUCAACAGACCUUCUCCCGUGUCUCUCCUUGAAAAGGAUGUGGUUCUCUCAGACUCUUUUGGCACAAGCAUUGUUCCCUUUCAGAAAAAACGACUAACUCAUAUGUCUGGAUGGAUGGCUCUCAUUCCAAAUGCAAAGCAUAUUAAUUGGUAUUUUAAGGAUGUAGAUCACAUAACCAACAUUUCAUAUACAUCAACAUUCUAUGGAUUUAAGGAAGAAGACUAUGUAAUCAUAUCUCAUAACUUCACUCAAAAUCCUGAUAUGUUUAAUGUUAUUGAUAUGAGGAAUGGCUCUUCGAAUCCAUUGAACUGGACUAGGAGCAAGAAUGGAGACUGGCACCUCGAAGCAAACACUAGCACUCUGUAUUACUUGGUGUCAGGAAGAAAUGACCUUCACCAGAGCCAGCCCAUUUCUGGGACCCUGGAUCCUGAUGUGAAAGACGUUGUUAUUAAUUUCCAAGCUUACUGCUGCAUUCUCCAGGACUGCUUUCCUGUCCCUCCUCCAUCAGUAAACCCAGUUCCCCGGAAGCGACCAGACACAUAUAACUUAUGGUCAAAUGACUCUUUUUGGCAAUCAUCUCGAGAAAAUAAUUAUACCAUACCUCACCCAGGAGCAAAUGUGGUUAUUCCUGAAGGAACAUGGAUUGUAGCAGACACAGAUAUUCCACCAAUGGAAAGGCUCAUUAUUUGGGGGGUUCUAGAGCUGGAAGAUAAACAUAACGUGGGUGCUGCAGAGUCUCCUUACAGGAAAGUUGUUCUGAAUGCUACCUACAUAUCACUGCAGGGAGGUAGAUUAAUUGGUGGCUGGGAAGAUAACCCUUUUAAAGGAGAAUUACAGAUUGUUCUUAGAGGAAAUCAUUCUACUCCAGAAUGGUCUCUUCCAGAAGGACCAAAUCAAGGAUCAAAGGUCUUAGGGGUGUUUGGGGAGCUGGAUCUUCAUGGAAUUCCACGUUCAAUAUACAAAACCAAGCUCUCAGGAACUGCAGAAGCAGGUUCCAGAACCCUGUCUCUGAGGGAUGCUGUGGACUGGCAGGAGAGAGAAGAGAUUGUGAUAACAACCACAAGUUAUGAUUUCCACCAGACAGAAACGAGAAGUAUCAUUAGAAUCCUACAUGAUCAGAAAACUCUUAUUCUCAAUGAUACACUUUCCUACACUCACCUUGCUGAGAGAUAUCAUGUUCCUGGAACAGGUCAGAGCUACACAUUAGCAGCUGAUGUUGGGAUACUGAGCAGGAACAUCAAAAUAUUUGGUGACGAGUACCCUGGUUGGUACAAGGAAUCUUUUGGUGCACGAGUCCUGGUCAGCACAUUCACUGAAAAUAUGAUGACAUUUAAAGGAAAUGCAAGAAUCAGUAAUGUGGAAUUUUAUCACAGUGGGCAGGAAGGCUUCAGGGAUAGCACAGAUCCAAGAUACGCUGUAACAUUUCUUAACCUAGGACAGACUGAAGAACGGGGCCUAUCUUACAUUCGAGGCUGUGCUUUUCACAAUGGCUUUUCCCCAGCAAUUGGUGUGUUUGGGACAGAUGGAUUGGACAUAGAUGAUAACAUCAUUCACUUUACAGUGGGGGAAGGCAUAAGGAUAUGGGGGAAUGCCAACAGAGUCCGAGGAAACCUGGUUGUACUUUCAGUUUGGCCAGGAACCUAUCAGAACAGAAAAGAUUUAAUGUCAACCCUUUGGCAUGCAGCAAUUGAGGUAAACAGAGGGACCAAUACAGUCUUACAAAAUAAUGUCGUGGCUGGAUUUGGAAGGGUGGGAUACCGCGUUGACGGUGAACCUUGCUCAGGUCAGUUUAAUCCUAUGGAUAAGUGGUUUGACAAUGAAGCCCAUGGAGGUUUAUACGGAAUCUAUAUGAACCAAGAUGGACUUCCUGGAUGUUCUCUUAUACAGGGAUUUACCAUUUGGACAUGCUGGGAUUAUGGAAUUUAUUUUCAGACCACGUCAAGUAUACAUAUCUAUAAUGUGACCUUGGUUGACAAUGGAAUGGCCAUUUCUUCAAUGAUUUACAUGCCAGCUGCUGUAUCUCACAAAAUUUCCAGUAAAACAGUACAAAUUAAGAGCUCAUUAAUUGUUGGAAGUAGCCCUGAAUUUAACUGCUCUGAUGUCCUAACUAAUGAUGAUCCCAAUAUUGAACUUUCUGCUGCUCAUCGGAGUUCUAGACCUCCAUCAGGUGGGAGAAGUGGAAUUUGCUGGCCUACCUUUGCUUCAGCACAUAACAUGGCACCCCGGAAACCGCAUGCAGGGAUCAUGAGUUACAAUGCCAUCAGUGGUCUUUUGGACAUCUCAGGGUCAACAUUUGUUGGAUUUAAGAAUGUUUGUUCAGGUGAAACUAAUGUGAUAUUCAUUACUAACCCUUUAAAUGAGGAUUUACAGCAUCCAAUCCAUGUGAAGAACAUACACCUGGUUGAUACUACUGAACAAUCAAAAAUAUUUAUACAUAGGCCUGAUAUAAGUAAAGUGAAUCCAUCUGAUUGUAUAGACAUGGUUUGUGAUGCCAAGAGGAAAUCUCUUCUUAAAGAUAUGGAUGGCUCCUUUCUGGGGAAUUCUGGUUCUGUGAUUCCCCAAGCAGAAUAUGAAUGGAAUGGAAAUAGCCAAUUUGGAAUUGGAGACUACAGAAUUCCUAAGGUGAUGCUCACAUUCCCAAACGGAAGUAGAAUUCCUGUCACUGAGAAAGCACCUUAUAAAGGAAUUAUUAGAGAUCCAACCUGUAAAUACAUCCCAGAAUGGCAGAGUUAUCAAUGCUUUGGAAUGGAAUAUGCAAUGAUGGCCAUUGAAAGCCUGGACUCUGACACAGAAACCCGCAGGCUCUCACCGGUGGCAAUAGUGAGCAAUGGUUAUGUUGAUCUCAUUAAUGGCCCACAAGAUCAUGGCUGGUGUGCUGGAUACACAUGCCAGAGAAGACUUUCCUUAUUUCACAGUAUUGUAGCUCUGAACAAACCUUAUGAAGUUUACUUCACUGGCACCAGUCCUCAGAAUCUUCGACUGAUGUUGCUUAAUGUUGACCAUAACAAGGCUGUUCUGGUAGGAAUUUUUUUCCCCACACUUCAGCGGUUGGAUGUCUAUGUGAACAAUGCUCUGGUCUGCCCCAAAAAUACUGUAUGGAAUUCCCAACAGAGAUGCUGUGAACUUAAUAGACAUCAGUACACAGGAAAAUUCCUUCCUAACCUGAAUUCCACUGUCUUUGGGGAAAACUACUUUGACAGAACCCAGCAGAUGCUCUACCUUUUGGUUAAAGGAAAUAUACCUGUUGAAAUCCACACCACUGCAGUCAUAUUUGUUUCUUUCCAAUUACCUGUUGUUACAGAAGAUGACUUUUAUAGCUCUCAAAAUCUGGUUAGGAAUCUUGCCUUGUUCCUAAAGAUACCAAGUGACAAAAUCCGUGUCAGCCAAAUAACACGAGGGGAGAAUCUACGGAGGAAGAGAUCUCUGGGACUCACAGUUGAAUUGGAGAUUGGAGAUCCUCCUGCUCAGUUCAUAAGCAAUGACACCACAGGUCAGAUGCAAUUAUAUGAACUCCAAGAAAUUGCUGGUUCUCUUGCACAAGCUAUAAUUUUAGGAAAAUCCAGUAGUAUCCUUGGAUUUAAUAUCUCUUCCAUGUCUAUUACCAACCCAAUUCCCAGCCCAAGUGAUUCUGCCUGGAUUAAGGUGACUGCCCAACCCGUUGAAAGGCUUGCAUUUCCCAUUCAUCACGUGGCCUUUGUGUCCUCGCUCUCAGUGGUCACUCAGCCAGUGGCCGAACACACCGGACAACCAUUCUCUCAGCAGCCCUCAGUGAAGGCAGUAGAUUCUGAUGGUAAUUGCGUAUCAGUUGGGAUUACUUCACUGACUUUGAAGGCCAUCCUAAAGGACUCCAGUAAUAACCAAAUCAGUGGUCUUAGUGGAAAUACAACAAUUCCAUUCAGCAAUUGCUGGGCCAACUACACAGACCUUACUCUUCUUAGGACAGGAAGGAAUUAUAAGAUUGAGUUUAUACUGGAUGAUGUUGUUCGGGUGGAAUCCAGGACUUUCAGCCUCCUGGCCUCGGCUGUCUCUGGGGGCGGCGGCAGCGGCGGGGGCGGCGGCGGCAGCAGCAGCGUCAGCGUCAGCAGCCAGGCGGCCGUCAUGGGCGCAGCUGCCCAGAUAAUGACAAUAGUGGUCAGCUGUCUGAUGGGAGGAGUGUUGCUGUUGGAAUACUCACGGCUGCAGUUUUGAUUUUGAGUGUGCAUCCAGGAAGCAACUGAAGUGCUAUUCUGAAGAACAGGCUGAGAGCAAAAGUACAAGAAUUGCUUAUUUAUGAGCUAUUUUGUUUCACUGCAAGAAAAAGUCAAUAGCAGUUUCAAGAAAAU